AUGCAGCGGCGCCAUUCAGUCACCAUGGCCGCCCGCAACAACAGCUCGCGAGUCCCUCUGGGCAGGAAGAUUGACCCCCUGCUUCCAUACUCAAUUAUUUCCGAAAAGACAAAGAAGCCCCGGCUUCGUCUACGCUCCCUCUUCGGCCACUGUCAUUACCGAAGAGUCUUUACUUGGCUCAUCGGCAUCGCCUUCCUCGUCACUCUGAUCUUCGUCAAGUCCAGAAAAUCCGGAUAUGGUGGCUACAACAUCGGUGGUACCAGGACCCAGGAGCCCGUCGCAACUGCCACUGUCAUCAACACUAACGGCGAGCCCGUUGUGAUGCUGACUGGUGAUAUGGACGGUGACGGAAAGCUGGAGACGGUCCCCGAGGAUGAGUAUGUCACGGCGGAUCAGAAGAAGGAGGUUGCCGAGCAGCUUCAGAAGAUGCCCUGGUUGAGAUUCCCUCACCUGGAUGGUUACUUCCAUGGCCUCCGGACCCUCGUCCCUAAGACCAGCCUGCAGCCCGAGUACCCCAAUGUUACUGAGAAGGCUCCCCUGCCCUCUCCCGCCAUGAACGAUCAUGUUCCCAAGCCUAAGAAGUACAGCCCUUAUGAGCAGUCUGCCGACAUCAAGACUUGCUACCUCGAUUCGAAGAAGACUGUCCCCGCUCCGGAUCUGUACGCCUACAAUGGUGUUCCUCAGCAUAUGCCUGACCCUGCCAUUGGCUCUUACAAGCUCCUGGGUCUUCGGGACGAUGUCUGCUUUGACCGUUUCAGCCGAUACGGCCCUUACGGUCUUGGUUACAGCAGAGCCCACGGUGGUUUGGAUACUGGACUCGACACCGAGAGCUCGGGCAACGAGGCCGUCUGGGCCGAGACUGGCAAGAUCAACUACAUCGAUGUGAACUGGGCUGAGGCCCAGGAGGCUUGCUACAAGGCCAACAAGCACCGCUUCAAGCAGGUCAGCCCCGAGACUCAGGAGCUUCAGGAAGGCUCGACCAAGAAGGGCCGCAUUGCUGUCGUUGUCCGUACCUACACUGGCUUCAAGUGGACUGAGCUUGCUGUCCUGAACUUCCGCGCCCUGAUCAACGAGCUGUCUCUCAGAUCCGGUGGCGAAUACCAGGUUCACUUCCUGAUGCAGGUCCGCAACAUUGAUGAGCCCAUUUGGUCCGACAAGUGGACUGUGCAGCGCAUCAUCAACGACAACGUACCCGCCGAGUUCCGUGGCCUCGUUUCGCUCUGGAGCGAGCCCCAGAUGAGGCUCAUGUACCCCGGCAGGUUCGGCGAGACCAUUGAGAACCCCAGUGGUGCCGAUAUCCACGGCAUCUACCGCAGUGCUCACUUCCCUCUCCAAGUCUUUGCCAUGCAACAUCCCGAGUACGAGCACUACUGGAACUGGGAGAUGGACAUGCGAUACCUGGGCAGCUACUACGAGUUCUUUGACCGUCUUGGCAAGUGGGCCAAGGAGCAGCCUCGCACUCUUCUCUGGGAGCGCAGCGCUCGCUACUACAUUCCCCCUUACCACGGCACCUGGGAGAACUUCUCUCAGAGCGUCCAGCACGACACUCUUGCCUCUGGCCGUGCCCCCAUCUUCGGUCCCUUGUCCUUCGAGGGUAAGGAGCAGCUUCGACACGACGAGUGGGGUCAGACCAUGAUGCCUCCCUCUUGCAGCUCGGAUGCCCCUGAUCGAUCCAAGUGCGGUGUUGGCGAGGACGCCGAUAUCAUCACCCUCAACCCGCUUUUCGAUACGGAGCAGUCUGGCUGGGUCUUCUCGGACGAUGCCACAGGCUACAAGGCCCCCCCUCCUCGACGAUGCGCCAUCAUCACUGCCUCUCGUCUCAGCCGUCGCCUGCUCAUGUCGAUGCACGAGGAGGUGUGGCGAUACCACCACACCAUGUUCUCGGAGAUGUUCCCUCCCACCGUCGCCCUGCAUCACGGCAUGAAGGGUGUGUACGCGCCUCACCCUGUCUUCCUGGACCGAGCCUGGUACCCCUUCAGCGAGAUUGACGGUGCCUUCAACGCUGGCCGAGACCACUCAACAUCAGGCCCUGGCAGCCCCUUCGAUCAGCUCAACGAGCACAACCACAAGGGUACCAGCUGGUACUUCAACAGCGAGUUUGGUGGUCUCCUGUGGCGCCGAUGGCUGGGCUAUGCGCAGAUGGAUGGUCGUGGAAAGCACGGUGGUCGUGCCAACGAGGGACGGGAACGAGGUGGCAAGACGGAGGAAAUGGAUGAGCACAGCAGCGGCCGGUUAUGUCUGCGUGGUAUGCUGGUGCAUCCCAUCAAGUUCGAGCAUCCUUCGGAGAAGCCGUAA
Messenger RNA from Fusarium keratoplasticum, 2295 nucleotides. RefSeq lists its product as uncharacterized. NCBI's taxonomy places the organism in Eukaryota, Fungi, Ascomycota, Sordariomycetes, Hypocreales, Nectriaceae. The coding region runs from base 1 to 2295 and encodes 764 amino acids. The transcript has 2 exons. The record is from RefSeq and is a predicted model, not a curated record.